UGUUAUGCCGCUCUAAAUACACGAAACUUCUCUCUCAUCUCUCCUAUCUGAGACGACGAUACAGCCACCGGAAACACCGCCGGAGCAUUUACCGGAGAAUUUGCUUACUGUUCUUUGACUACUUCCAUCUCCUUCGCUACUCUUUUUUUUUUUUCUAGUAAAACGCGGUCACUGAUACGUGUACAACUGUAUGUAUUUACACAGAAUCUCUGUUAUUAUUGUCUCUCUUGUUUUCCAGCAGUUAAGUUGUUGCCAUAAAAGCCACCGCUAUAGAGAGGUAGAGAGAGAGAAGAGGUUAUUUAUACUAGAAAACUGAGAAAGAUAACCGAUAGAGAGAGACAUAGAGAGAGAAAUGGAGACGGAGGGAGAUGCUCAUAGAAAGAUAACCAUCGGCGUGUGUGUAAUGGAAAAGAAGGUGAAAUGCGGCCCCGAGGCAUUCUCAGCACCGAUGGGGCAGAUUUUGGAACGAUUGGAGUCGUUUGGUGAAUUUGAGAUCAUAUAUUUCGGUGACAAGGUUAUUCUUCAGGAUCCAAUUGAAAGGUGGCCAAUAUGUGAUUGCCUGAUUGCCUUCUAUUCAUCUGGAUAUCCACUGAAAAAAGCUCAGGCAUAUGCUGCUUUAAGGAGACCUUUUCUUGUGAAUGAAUUGGAGCCGCAGCAUCUUCUUCAUGAUCGAAGAAUGGUGUAUGAGCGUCUUGAAAAGUAUGGAAUUCCUGUCCCAAGAUAUGCACUUGUAAAUAGAGGAUAUCCAUAUCAAGAGUUGGACUACUUCAUUGAGGAGGAAGAUUUUGUUGAAGUACGAGGGAAUCGUUUCUGGAAGCCUUUUGUGGAGAAACCUGUUGAUGGUGAUGAUCACAGUAUCAUGAUCUAUUAUCCUAGUUCAGCAGGUGGAGGCAUGAAAGAAUUGUUUCGAAAGAUUGGUAAUCGGUCGAGUGAAUUUCGUCCGGACGUUAGGAGAGUGAGGCGUGAAGGCUCAUAUAUAUAUGAAGAAUUUAUGCCUACAGGAGGAACAGAUGUGAAGGUAUACACAGUAGGUCCUGAAUAUGCACAUGCCGAGGCAAGAAAGUCUCCUGUUGUUGAUGGUGUUGUUAUGAGAAAUCAUGACGGCAAAGAAGUCAGAUAUCCUGUACUGCUUACUCCCACUGAGAAGCAAAUGUCAAGAGAGGUUUGCUUGGCAUUUAGGCAAUCAGUAUGUGGUUUUGAUCUUCUACGUUCGGAUGGACGAUCUUAUGUUUGUGAUGUGAAUGGAUGGAGUUUCGUGAAGAAUUCAUACAAAUAUUAUGAUGAUGCUGCUUGUGUGCUGAGGAAAAUGUUUUUAGAUGCAAAAGCACCGCAUCUUGCUUCAACAAUUCCACCAGUUUUACCAUGGAAAAUCAACGAGCCAGUGCAGCCUUCAGAAGGACUUACACGCCAGGGAAGUGGAAUUAUUGGUACAUUUGGACAAUCUGAAGAGCUACGUUGUGUGAUUACUGUCAUUCGCCAUGGGGAUAGAACACCAAAACAGAAAGUGAAAUUGAAGGUUACUGAGGAGAAACUAUUAAAUUUGAUGCUUAAAUACAAUGGGGGUCGGCCUAGGAUUGAGACAAAGCUUAAGAGUGCUGUUCAGUUACAAGAUCUUUUAGAUGCCACAAGAACCUUGGUACCACGCAGCAGGCCAGGUAAGGAAAGUGAUAGUGAAGCUGAAGAUAUUGAACAUGCUGAAAAACUUCGUCAAGUGAAAGCUGUUCUUGAAGAGGGAGGACAUUUUUCUGGAAUUUAUCGGAAGGUCCAAUUAAAGCCAUUAAAAUGGGUAACAAUUUCAAAAAAUAAUGGAGAAGAACAAGAACGACCUGUUGAAGCACUUAUGGUUCUCAAGUAUGGAGGUGUUCUUACACAUGCUGGCAGAAAGCAGGCUGAAGAAUUGGGUAGAUAUUUCCGAAACAAUAUGUAUCCAGGUGAAGGCACUGGUUUGCUUCGCUUACAUAGCACGUAUCGUCAUGAUCUCAAGAUAUACAGUUCAGACGAAGGUCGUGUACAGGUGUCCGCAGCUGCGUUUGCCAAAGGACUGCUUGACUUGGAAGGACAACUAACUCCAAUCCUGGUUUCUCUUGUUAGCAAGGACUCCUCGAUGUUGGAUGGACUUGACAAUGCUAGUAUUGAGAUGGAAGAAGCUAAGGCUAGAUUAAAUGAAAUCAUAACAUCUGGCGAAAAGAUGGUACACAGCAACGGAUCUUCUGAGACACCAUGGAUGGUUGAUGGAGCUGGAGUUCCCCCUAAUGCUUUAGAACUUCUAUCAAAAUUGGUGGAAUUGACUAAGAAGGUCACUGAACAAGUUAGACUACUUGCAAUUGAGGAAGAUGAAAAAUUUGUUGAGUCUGGAGCAUACGGUGUCAUUCCUCCAUAUGACCAAGCAAAAGCCCUUGGAAAAACAAAUAUUGACGUUGAUCGUAUAGCUGCUGGAUUACCCUGUGGCAGCGAGGGUUUCCUUUUGAUGUAUGCUCGCUGGAGGAAACUUGAAAGAGACCUGUACAAUGAACGUAAAGUCCGUUUUGACAUUACACAAAUUCCAGAUGUCUAUGACUCUUGCAAAUACGAUCUUUUGCACAAUGCCCACCUCAACCUGGAAGGACUGGAUGAUCUAUUUAAAGUUGCUCAGUUACUUGCAGAUGGUGUUAUACCCAAUGAGUAUGGAAUCAAUCCAACGCAGAAGCUCAAAAUUGGCUCUAAGAUUGCUCGGCGUUUGAUGGGGAAAAUCUUAAUUGACCUGAGAAAUACUCGUGAAGAAGCACUCAGUGUGGCUGAAUUAAAGAGCAAUCAAGAGGAUGGUUCAAAAGCCACCAGUAAAACAGCAAAGGAAGAAGUGGACUUCCUAUUGAAGCCUAUCGUCAAGGGUGAGGACAUGAGAAGAUCUAGCUUCACGAGUGAAAAGUCAAUGGAUCAGGAUGAUGACGAGGACAAAGAAACUAAAUACCGCUUGGAUCCAAAAUAUGCAAAUGUGAAGACACCAGAAAGACAUGUCCGGACACGUCUCUAUUUUACAUCUGAAUCACAUAUUCAUUCCCUGAUGAAUGUCCUCCGCUACUGUAAUCUGGAUGAAUCUCUUCAAGGAGAGGAUAGCCUUGUUUGCAAUAGUGCCUUGGAACGAUUGCUUAAAACAAAGGAACUUGACUAUAUGAGCUAUAUUGUUCUCAGGCUGUUUGAGAACACCGAGGUGCCAUUGGAAGAUCCAAAGAGGUUCCGAAUUGAGAUGACUUUUAGCAGAGGCGCAGAUUUGUCUCCAUUGGAGCAGAAGAAUGAUCCUGAAGCUACUUCAUUGCACCAAGAGCAUACACUUCCAAUAAUGGGUCCAGAGAGGCUGCAAGAAAUAGGGUCGUAUCUGACAUUGGAUACAUUGGAGAAGAUGUUUCGACCUUAUGCGAUGCCAGCAGAGGAUUUUCCUCCACCCUCAACUCCUCAAGGAUUCUCAGGCUACUUCUCGAAAAGUGCAUCGGUGCUGGAGCGUUUGGUUAAUCUUUGGCCGUUCCAUAAACAUGAUAAACAUCAUGGAGGAGCCGGUCACAUUGUCAAGUAAUUAAUUAGUAAUGUCCGGUCUGGUUUGGUCUGUCAAAACAAGUUUACACACUAUUAUGUAUGAGCACUUUUGUGUUUUGUAAUAGUACAUUAUUCUUUCUUUCUUUCUUUGGUAAUUUUGGAGUUGGUU
This is a messenger RNA of Impatiens glandulifera, 3676 nucleotides long. RefSeq names its product inositol hexakisphosphate and diphosphoinositol-pentakisphosphate kinase VIP2-like. Gene Ontology annotation, molecular function: 5-diphosphoinositol pentakisphosphate 1-kinase activity; inositol hexakisphosphate kinase activity; diphosphoinositol pentakisphosphate kinase activity. The transcript is spliced from 30 exons. The record is from RefSeq and is a predicted model, not a curated record. Lineage: Eukaryota; Viridiplantae; Streptophyta; Magnoliopsida; Ericales; Balsaminaceae. The coding region runs from base 353 to 3547 and encodes 1064 amino acids. Gene Ontology annotation, biological process: inositol metabolic process; inositol phosphate biosynthetic process.